Osmerus eperlanus (European smelt) is the source of this 1082-nucleotide messenger RNA. RefSeq names its product exosome component 3 (gene exosc3). The record is from RefSeq and is a predicted model, not a curated record. Gene Ontology annotation, molecular function: RNA binding. Lineage: Eukaryota; Metazoa; Chordata; Actinopteri; Osmeriformes; Osmeridae. Gene Ontology annotation, biological process: CUT catabolic process; U4 snRNA 3'-end processing; TRAMP-dependent tRNA surveillance pathway. The transcript is spliced from 4 exons. Gene Ontology annotation, cellular component: nuclear exosome (RNase complex); cytoplasmic exosome (RNase complex). Bases 3 to 785 code for a protein of 260 amino acids.
UCAUGUGCUACAUUGUUCAGCUUCCCCUAUCGUAUACAAACACCAUGGACACAGUGGAGAGCGCUAUGCAUAGUUGUUUUAAAAACAAAGUAGGCGAGGUGUUAUUACCGGGUGAUAGAUUUUGUUUCGGAUUAGGCGAAACGGACAGUAAACCCUUGAAAGUCAUUUGUGGUCCAGGACUUCGACGAAAUGGAGAUGAGGUGCAUGUGUGCAAAAGCGGAAUUCUGCGAUACAAGCAACCAAAUUUGUACUGGAUUGACUCACAGCAAAGACGAUAUGUUCCUGCAAAGGGAGAGACCGUGAUUGGCAUUGUCACUGUCAAGUCGGGUGACAUCUUCAAAGUUGACGUGGGCGGGAGUGAACAAGCAUCGCUGUCCUAUUUGGCAUUUGAAGGGUCCACCAAACGUAACAGACCCAACGUACAGGUGGGGGAUCUGGUAUACGGCCAGUUCAUCAUCGCUAACAAAGACAUGGAGCCAGAACUGACAUGUAUAGACAGCUGUGGACGAGCCAACGGGAUGGGAGUGUUCGGAGCAGGGGGUCUUAUGUUUAAGGUGUCGCUGGGACUUGUGCGCAGGCUGCUGGCGCCGCAGAGCGAGGUGGUCAAAGACCUGGAGAAUCUGUUCCCGUUUGAGCUGGUUGUGGGGAUGAACGGGCGUGUCUGGGUGAAAGCCAAGAGCCUGCAGCAGACCCUGAUCGUCGCCAACCUGCUGGAGAGCUGUGAGAACAUGAGUGCCCUGCAGCGUCAGGCGCUGUUUAGAAGGGUCGUCGACCGCGCAUUCUAGUGGACGCCUCGGGAAAUGACAGCGAUCCGUGGGAACAUUUUUCUCGUUGUGUUUUAUUGGGUUAUUUGCGUCCUGUUCAUAUCUAGGAUGUAUGAUAUUGAUCCUAGAUUUAUGUGAGCCUUUUAUGGCGUAACCUAUUUGCGUCACGUUGUUUGACGGACUCAUAACUGAGUAAGGACAUUGAACUUCUCUUAACCUCUGGGAGGAUGGUUCUGAAGUCAGAUGAACGUUUUUGCUCAUAUUUUCAAAGAAAAUAAACAUUUCUGUAUAAAUGACUUUUUAAUCAGAAAUCUCGAG